ACAUACAUCCGCACACAGAGCGCACACAGAUCGAUGAACAGGAAAAGAUUGAUGUAGACAGAAAAACAGUCGAGAUAUGUGACUGUCUUUCAAGAUGACGUUGCUGUUGUUCAUUCUUUGUUUUUGGAACAUUCCUUUAUUGGCAUCAUCCAAUCCAAACAUAAACUGCCUUAUCAUAAAUCUGGAAUAUGUGAAUUGUACGUGGACUGAGCAGGGAAACCAAAAGCACCAAUACACAUUUGAGUGGAGGUUUGGGAAUGAUGUUGAACUGAAAUGUCUUAAAUAUCACAAGAUGAACGGUGCUAACGUGGGCUGCAUGUUUCCAUACGCUGAAACUAAAAGAUUUAAUUCGCUAGACACGUGGUUGUAUUAUAACAAUGGCAGUUUGGCGAAAAACCAGAAGCAUCAACUGAAAAAAGAGGUGAAGCUUUACCCUCCGUAUAACCUGACUGUUGAGGCGAGAAAGGCCACCGAACUGUGGCUUCGUUGGAAUGUCACGUUUAAAAAUUUUAAUUGCAUUGAAAGUGAAGUUCGCCACAGGAUGGGCAACAUGGACUGGCAGAACAAAAAAACAUUAAACUCAAACCUCUUCAGCUUACCCUUCCCCUCCAAAAAACGGUACGAGUUCCAGGUCAGGGUCCGGGUGGAGUCAGCUUGUGGAGAGUCCAAGUUUUGGAGCGACUGGAGCGAGCCGGUGUACUGGGGACCUUCAAAGCCAAACAAUAACACAGCCAGCCCAGUUUCAAUGACGAUGACAUCGGUGGUGUUGUAUACGAUAGGAGCUGCAAUACUGCUUGUCAUACUCUCCUGCUUGCUGGUCCACAGCGAAAGAUUAAGGAUAAUCUUGAUACCGGUGAUGCCAAACGCAGGACAAAAUGUGAGCAAAUACCUUGCUGCGUUUUUCGACAACUAUGAUGGCAACACAGAGAAAUGGCUCUCCAUCUCCAAAGACCUGGAGAAAGGCUUCAAACCCAAUUUCACUGAGCGUGCUUGUCCUGUGCGUGAGUACAGAAUAGUGUCCCAGUCGAGCAGUGACAGUGGAAGUGUCCUCUCAAUCCCGACAGAGCUAUCAUCAGAUUAUCAAUGCAUGCAGAGCUAUUCAUCUACCUCCACCAUUACUGGACCUGACGAGACCUCCCCGAUUCAGUCUCCAUGUCAGGCAUAUAAUCCGGUUUAGAUGACAGUUGGUUAGUCAGAAGCUACUCAUCUAAAAGAUAAGAUGUUAAAAAAAAGGUGUUAGGACAGAAUGAGACAGUGGAAGGAGAGAUAGUGUGUUAGUGGUAGAUAGGUAAAAAGAUAGCUAUUAAAAGUUUUCUAAAAAAAAUUAAGAUUUAGACUCUUUUUGAGAUAUAACAGAUGUGUUAAUGCUAUGUAUUGUGGUGGAAAGAAAGAUGUGGAAAAGGAGUACAUUUUACAACAUGAUUGUGAUUUAUACAAUAUUUACAUUUUGUUACGAGUCCAUACAUAUAAUCAUAUAAAAAAUCAUACUAUUAUUCAGAUGAAUGUUAUGUGUAACUCAAGCUGCUCAGAAUAAGGAGAGAGAGAUUGGUUUAAGAGCAUUUUUGUCAUUUAUUUGAAUAUGAUAGUCAAGAACAACAUAUGUUGUUUUUAGGAUGGUGCAGAAGGCUUGAGAUUAAAAAGAUUGCAGCUAUAGAUAAAGUUUCUGAUACGUAUAUUCUCAGAAUCAAUAUUGAACGACUCAUAUCUAUCGGUCUCUGGCGUUGUUUUUGGAAACUUUUAACUUUUUUUAAUACUUUCUCCCACUUUCAUUUAAUUAGUUUUGUUCUAUGGCAGAUGCUAGAAAAUUUUGUUUAAUGUAUGUGAAACUGCUGUUUAAGAUAUUUGAUCACAUAUUGUAUUUGAUGUUUCAAAUUGAAUGUAAUUCAUUUGCAAUAAUUAAAAAAAAAAGUAUGUCUA
Molecule: messenger RNA, 1917 nt
Organism: Triplophysa dalaica
Lineage: Eukaryota; Metazoa; Chordata; Actinopteri; Cypriniformes; Nemacheilidae
Gene: il2rga
Product: interleukin 2 receptor, gamma a
Exons: 8
Coding region: 95-1177 (360 amino acids)
Biological process (GO): cytokine-mediated signaling pathway
Cellular component (GO): external side of plasma membrane
Molecular function (GO): cytokine receptor activity; protein binding
Source: RefSeq, a predicted model, not a curated record